CCCCGCCCCGCCACUUCUGUUCUCCACUCCCACGAUCCUCUCUUUCCCAUCCCCGCGCCCUUCCGCCCCGUUCACUCUCGGUUCCCCAAUCUCCACCGUCCCCCAUCUGCUCUCCCCUCCCACCCCACUCUUCCCCUCACGCCCUCCUCCUGCCCGCCCCUCUCACCACACAUGUCGCGCCAUCACGCCAUGCCACGUGGACCUCCUUCGCGCCACAAUGCUGAAUUCUUCACGUCAUGCCACGUCAUCACGCUACAUCUUCACCAUCCACCGUUGGGGCGCGUCGUUGGCUGAAUAGGUCAUUCGUGGAGGACUCGCAGGCGAGCAUCAAGCUGUCGUCGCAGGACACGGCAGCGCCGGGGUUUGCGGAGCGGCUGAUCACGAUUGGCGGCACGCUGGAGCAGAAGCUGCGGGCGGUGGCGCUGCUGCUCACCAAGAUGUCGGAGGACCCCACCUACGUGCAAUACGCCGACGUGCCUCUAUCCUACACGGCGGCAGGGGGGUCAUCGCAGCCGCCUCCCCCUCCGCCCUCGACAGCGGGUGGGGGCAGGCGCGAGGGCAGGAGCAGCGGGUUCUCGGGAGGAGGGGGGGGUAGGGAAGGUGGUUACGGUGGUGCGGGUGGUUACAACGAUUCUUAUGGGGCGAGAGGGGGCAGUGGUUUCGGUGGUGGCUAUGGUGGUGGUGCUGGGUAUGGGGGCGGGGGCGGGGGCGGGGGUGGGGGCUACGGAGGAGGGGACAGAUAUGGCAGCGGUGGGGGCUUUGGAGCGCCGUAUGCAGCUUCCAGGGGCCUUCCCCCGUACCUGCCGGACCCUCGUGGCAAGGGCCCUCCUCAUCUGCCCCCAGGUGGCGGAGUGCCGACGACCAUCAUAGUGGCUGUGCCGGACGACCAUGUGGGCGCCGUGGUGGGCAAGGGGGGCAAGUCGCUGCAUGAGAUACAGCAGUCAGCCGGUGUGCGCAUGUUGAUUUCAGACCGCAAUGACUAUGUCGAAGGAACCAGAAACAGGAAGGUGACGAUAACCGGGCCAUCGGAGGCGGUGGUGGCGGCACAGCACCUGAUCGCGCAGAAAGUGCAGCAGAGCAUCGCCUCCGCCACCGGCGACCGCCUUCUCGCCGCCCCCGACCGCCUGCCCAGCACUGUGGACCGCCUGCCACCCCCCAGCGCUCGGGGCUUUGAUGGCGGCUCUAGGGGGUUCAGCAGUGGCCCUGAGCGGCUGGGCGGUGGGGACAGGCUUGUGAGCACGUAUGGGGACGUGCGGGAUGACAGGGGAGGGGACAGGGGAUUCGACCGCGAUAGGGGGUUUGAUCGGGACCGGGAGAGAGACAGGGAGCGGGAGCGGGAGAGGGAGAGGGAGUACGAGAGGGAGCGGUACUCGGAGUGGGAUCGGCGGGACAGGGAAGAGCCGAGGCGAGGAUAUGAGAGGGAGAGAGGCAGGGACGAGCGCGAUGGGUACAGGCGGUGACCGCCACCCCGUUGAGGGCUGGGCGCUGGGGGGGAGGUUGGUGAGCCGUGCUGAGUGAUGAGGGGGCGUGUUGUGGUGGGGUGGCUAGGUUAACUACACCACCUGCAGCAGACUGGUGGCACGCAAGCUGGCUAGCUACUGCUGUAAUUCCUUUGUGGAAUGAAGAGAUGUGUAGGGCGUGGUACAAGUAGACGGUCGAUCCCUACGCAAGGUCAUUGCUCGGUUACCUGGAUACUGCAUCUACGGUACGAGUAUCAGUGCCAUGUUCAAGCCCGUGUGUCAUCAUUCUGGAAACUUUCCAAGCGUUACAUGGCCGAAGCUAGGGAGAGAGGUUAGGGAAAGCCAGUGAGGGUGGAAGCAACCAAGGGCGAAAGCAAGUGUAAAAUCAGGGGCACCAUGGUGUCAACAAAUAUUUGUAUAUGUUAUAGGCAAGAUAGGUGCAUGCUCAAAGAGAGUACAAUUCCUCGGGACAAAACCACCCUGUAUGCGUUAUUCUGAGAUGGUAUCAUGCUAGGUUAGGUCCCCCU
Closterium sp. NIES-67 is the source of this 1987-nucleotide messenger RNA. The record is from the annotation of a GenBank genome assembly. Lineage: Eukaryota; Viridiplantae; Streptophyta; Zygnematophyceae; Desmidiales; Closteriaceae.